AUGCCACCUCCAACCCUCCCCUCUUCCCCGGGUCUCACUCUAACGCCAGAGCCCCUCACCCGCACCUCCUUCGCACCCUUUGGCACUGCAAUCAUCCCCCCUCUCCCCCACAACACUACCAGCGCCCCCGAUCCGUUAUCAAGCCACCCUAAGCAUGACCUCGUCCCAGAGCCAGUGGCCGCCAACCAGCUCUCCGCGCUAAAAUACUCCCCCAUCUCGCCUCUCCUCAACAACUACCCCGGAAAAUGUCCGAGCGGGAAAGCGUCUGAGGCGAGGAUGAGCAUGUUUAGCUGUUUCCCGCGCAAGUUGCGGACAGCCACUACCAGUGGUGGAAAUGAUACAUCUGCAUCUCUCUUCGACGUGACAAUCCUCGAACGACACCCGUACACAACGCAGACAUUCUCCCCCCUUGCCCUCUCCACGGAUGAAGAAACAAUCUACCUCGUCAUCGUCGCCCCGACGCUUACGGGCCAGACUGCGAUUGCGAAAACAGAUGAAGGGGAAAAAGUGACGAUUCGUGACCCACCGGAUUUGUCAAGGAUCAAGGCGUUCUGGGCCACAGGGGCCCAGGCGGUUACGUAUGGGGCGGGGACGUGGCAUGCGCCGAUGGUGGUUGUGGGGACGAGGAGGGUGGACUUUGUGGUUUCGCAGUUUGUCAAUGGAGUUGCGGAGGAGGAUUGUCAGGAGGUGAGGUUUCCGCAAGGGUUGGUUGUUGAGGUUGGAUCUGGUGGAACUCGUGGUGAGAAGGUGGGGGUGAAGGCGAGGUUAUGA
Aspergillus calidoustus is the source of this 771-nucleotide messenger RNA. The record is from the annotation of a GenBank genome assembly. Lineage: Eukaryota; Fungi; Ascomycota; Eurotiomycetes; Eurotiales; Aspergillaceae.